GCCCAGAGCGAGUUCACUGCUUCGACCAAAUUCGUGGUCACUGUUUUGCAUCUCUCGCUCUGAACCCUCUCUAAACCCUAGAAAAUGUCCGUUACAAUCACCGCCGCAAAACAAUGAAGCGGGUCUUGAAAAUCUCAGACGCGGCCCAAGCAGAGAUGCUCUGCUCCGCAAAACCCAAAACCCUAGCCCCCACUCCCUUCAUCUUCACACUCACGAGGUCCCCAAAUCACCGAUUCACCAGCCGCGACCUCAAUGCACAAACCCAAUCCACCUCCCUCAAAAUCGUAGGCUUGUUCACGGACAAGUUUGCCCCCUCCGAUUCCAGAGCCAGAGAGGAUCUCAGAAGCAAGGUCUCGCAGUUGAGGGACGAAUUAGUUCGGAAUUUCGAGGAGGUCUCUGAUCAGAUUUACACUGAUAAGAUUGUUAGGGUUUUGGAGGAGAAGGCCGACUCGUUGCUUCGGAGUUAUUCGGAUGGGUGCGCUUGUGUUGAGCUUUUGAAGCAGCUGGGUUCGUGGCCUCACUUAGCCCUAGAGGUUUUGAAUUGGAGAAGAAAACAGGUGGAUUGUGGCAUUCCUAUGAUGCCUGAGGAGUAUGCCAAGGGUAUUACAGUUGCUGGUAGAAUUAAGAAUGUUGAUCUUGCAGUUGAGCUGUUUACUGAGGCUACUAACAAGCGAAUCAGGACAACAUCUACUUAUAAUGCACUGAUGGGUGCUUAUAUGUUCAAUGGUCUUGCUGAUAAAUGCCAGUCAUUAUUUCGGGACCUGAAGAGGGAAGCAAUUUCUAGUCCUACAAUUGUAACAUACAACAUUCUUAUUUCUGUUUUUGGUCGCUUGAUGCUAGUUGAUCACAUGGAGGCGACUUUUCGAGAGAUACACGAUUCAAAUCUCUCCCCUAAUAUAAGCACUUACAACAAUGUAAUUGCUGGAUAUGUUACAGCUUGGAUGUGGGAUAAUAUGGAGAAAACUUAUCAGGCAAUGAAGAUGGGCCCUGUUAAGCCUGAUAUUAACACCUACUUGCUAAUGCUUCGGGGGUAUGCACAUUCAGGUAAUUUAGAAAAGAUGGAGGAGACAUAUGAAUUGGUAAAGAAUCAUGUUAAUGAUAAGAAAAUUCCAUUGAUCAGAGCCAUGAUAUGUGCAUAUUGUAGGAGUUCUGCAACAGAUAGAGUUAAAAAGAUUGAGGCGCUAACAAAGAUUAUUCCAGAAAAUGAGUAUAGGCCAUGGUUGAAUGUGAUGUUGAUUAGGGUUUUUGCCCAAGAGGAUUGGUUAGACGAGAUGGAGAACUCGAUAGAUGAGGCAUUUGAGCACAAUACCUCUGUAACAACAGUGGGUGUCAUGCGGUCUAUCAUUGCAAGUUAUUUUCGGUGUAAUGCACUGGACAAGCUUACUAUCUUUGUGAGGCGUGCAGAAUGUGCCGGCUGGAGAAUCUGCCGGUCCCUAUAUCACUGUAAGAUGGUCAUGUAUGCGUCACAGAGGCGCCUACAGGAAAUGGAGUGUGUCCUAAAUGAGAUGGAGAAUUUUAACUUAGAUCGCACAAAAAAGACGUUCUGGAUAAUGUAUAAGGCCUACUCUAUGUGUGGUCAAAGACACAAGGUCCAGCAAGUAUUAGGAUUGAUGUGUAAGCAUGGCUACAAAAUUCCUUUGGAUGCAUUGCCGCCAUAAAUUAUCCAUUUAGCAUAUUGGAUGCCAGAAAUUGCAAAAGGCAUUGAGCUGAUUAUUGUGAGAGGUUUCACUGCCACUGUGUGAUGGGAUUGAAGUAUCAAGUAAUUUAAAGAAAGUGCUGAACAAUUGUACAGUGUUCGAUGGACCAAGGCCAACAAAAUGCUGAAUGGUUACUGAAAUUGAAAUCAAUUCUUUCAAUGCACGAAGAUAUUGUUUUGUCUACUUUUCAAAGAAAAAAAAAAUUGUUUUCUCUGCACAAAAUCCCAACUCUCUUCCUGUAAUGUUACUAAAUUAACUGAAUUUUGUAGAAUGCUACCAGGGCAGAGAAUAGAGACGAUUGAUCUUUUGACUCGUGGGGUAUAUAAAUUUAUUGAUGUAACUAUGCAAGAGCUAUGCUGACGAUUUGUGAACCACCAAAGUGGUUAGGUACAUACUUGGGUAUGGAUUUGAAUCUGAAUUCAAAUUUUAAUGGCUGAUUAGUGUAAA
Messenger RNA from Alnus glutinosa, 2144 nucleotides. Its product is annotated as pentatricopeptide repeat-containing protein At2g30780-like. The record is from RefSeq and is a predicted model, not a curated record. The transcript has 3 exons. NCBI's taxonomy places the organism in Eukaryota, Viridiplantae, Streptophyta, Magnoliopsida, Fagales, Betulaceae. The coding region runs from base 114 to 1658 and encodes 514 amino acids. Gene Ontology annotation, molecular function: mRNA binding; protein binding.